AGAGGGGAGCUGAUCCAGGAUUUGGGUGGCUUGGGCGCCCGCUGCUCCGCUAUGGGCAAGAAAAGCAAGAGGACAGCAGACAGUUCAUCGUCUGAAGACGAGGAGGAAUAUGUGGUGGAGAGAGUGCUGGACAGGAGGGUGGUGAAGGGGCAGGUGGAAUAUCUGCUCAAGUGGAAAGGCUUCUCUGAGGAACACAACACCUGGGAGCCGGAGAAGAACCUGGAUUGUCCCGAACUCAUCUCCGAGUUUAUGAAAAAGUACAAAAAGAUGAAAGAGGGGGAUGGAAACAAAGGAAGGGAGAAGGCGGAGAGCGGCAAGAGGAAAGGGCUGCCUGCCAGCGCCGAGGAGAUCAAGGCCAAGAAGAAGAGGGAG
Lagopus leucura (white-tailed ptarmigan) is the source of this 372-nucleotide messenger RNA. Its product is annotated as chromobox protein homolog 5-like. NCBI's taxonomy places the organism in Eukaryota, Metazoa, Chordata, Aves, Galliformes, Phasianidae. Gene Ontology annotation, biological process: negative regulation of transcription by RNA polymerase II; chromatin organization. Gene Ontology annotation, molecular function: chromatin binding. Gene Ontology annotation, cellular component: pericentric heterochromatin. The transcript has 3 exons. The record is from RefSeq and is a predicted model, not a curated record. The annotation marks the transcript as partial.